This is a messenger RNA of Zea mays, 1802 nucleotides long. RefSeq lists its product as uncharacterized. The record is from RefSeq and is marked validated. The transcript has a single exon. Bases 830 to 1408 code for a protein of 192 amino acids. NCBI's taxonomy places the organism in Eukaryota, Viridiplantae, Streptophyta, Magnoliopsida, Poales, Poaceae.
GGUGCUGUGUAACGGACAACCUUUUCUGUCGUAUUGCUCUGAAUUAAUAAACAGACUCGACUCGUUUACAUGCACUUCAUGUUGCGUUUACUCGCCGUGCCAUCCCACGUCCUACAAGCACUCGCGCACUCUCCUAAGACUCGGACUCGCCCCGCAUGAACUGGCCUACGACAGGCACUAGACUCGUUCAGCCACAACUAACUGGCCGGUUAUUCAGGCCAACGAAUUCAAAGAAAAAUAUAGCUAAGUCCUAACUGACAGGAGCUAAGUCCCAACGGAUAGACAUCAGGAUUACAGACAACAAACCCCCCUAAUCCUAGAGCUCAUCCUUUAUGUUGACGACGCCAAUGCGAUCACGGAGGAGCUAGAACUUCACACGAUCCAGCGGCUUUGUCAAUAUAUCCGUGAGCUGAUCUUGAGUUGUAAUCUGCUUAAGGAUAAUUUUCCUCCUGUCCACACAUUCUCUGAUAUAAUGAAAUCGUGUGUCAAUGUGUUUAGUUCGAUCAUGGUGGACAGGGUUUUUGCUAAGGUCGAUUGCUGACUUAUUGUCCACUUUGAGGACCGAUGGUUCGGGCUCUCCUCCCAUCACAUCCUUCAGAUCUAGUUUGAGUACUUUGAGUUUAGAGUGCUUUGGAGAGAUUGGAGAGUGUGUAAAUCCUCAAUAUAUCAAAUACUCCUUCAAUAUAUCUCAAUUCACUCUAAUACGACUCAUUACUAGAAUACCUACACUAGGCCUCAGUAGUCGUACUGGCCAGACUGUUCCACAUGCACCUACUGCUGCAGCUAUGUACUCGCCUCACAGGAUGAGAGAGCUAGCACCUUUUGCUUAAUGGACUGCCAAGUGAUAGGAUUAUUGGCCAAGAAGAAGAACAACCCGCUUGUGCUCCUUCUGUCGUCAACAUCUCCUGCGUGGUCACUGUCACUGAAUCCAACCAAUUCCUUGUGUUCCGUGAAUCCAACCAUCUCCUGCGUGGUCAUCAACAUCUCCUUCUGUCAUCCACCAGAUGUACGUGCUGCUGCUCCGUCGCGGCGCGUGGCUUCUCCAGCGCUGGCAGCAGGGUCACUGGCCCCUCCACAGCACUGGGCGACUCCUCCAGCGCUGGGGCUAGGGUUAGAGGUGGUGGAUCCGGCGCCGCCUUCUCCAGCAGGGGCCAGGCCACCUGCUUCGGGGGAUGAUCUGUCGGCGCCUCCUCCACCAGGGACGGGACCGCUAGCUGCAACAGUUGUCCCGGCGGCGCCUCCAAUGCCCCGACCGGGGUCUCCUGUGGGUGGAUCUGAGCCCGAGAAGCCUCCAGCGCCGGGGAUUCUGCCGACGAUGCGGUCUCCACCGCAGAGCGGGCGGAGCUGGACGGAGGAGACCCGUGCGAGGAGCAGAGUCCCCUCCUCCUCUUCGGCCUGCGCGACAUAGGCCUUCCCCUUGUUGGACUUAGACGGGCAAUCUCUGGCCCAGUGGCCAGUUUUGCCGCAGCUCCGGCACUGGUCGCGGCCUUUCCCAGCACCGGUUCGCUCGCCAGUUGCUUGUCGCGCCUCGACGUAGACGUCGCCUGUGGUUACCGGACUUCGACGCGCCGGCGUCAUUUCGGUGCUUCUCCUUCCACCGAGCCUCCCACUGCUCCUCCGUUAGGUACAGCUUACCCCCCGUCGACGGUGGUGAGGCAUCAUCAGCAUGCUCGGCCGCUUUCAGUCGGCCGGUGAUAUCCUCCAUCGACAGGGUCGACACAUCCAGUCGGAAACUACUAGUUGCUUGUACCUUGACUCCCGAUCCAAAGAUACUUCUCCACUAAGUUAGGGCUAAUCGAUUA